AUGGACGCGGCGGCUACAGCGAACACUGCCAUAUUCUCUCCUGAUGAUGAGCAAGACCUCCUACGGUCUGGUCUGCUUACUCCACCGAUCGAGGGGUUACGAAAGGUCCAUAAGCGACGCCUCGACAGGUUUAGUGACAAGGUUAACUCCCACAUUCCCCUCACGCCAGUCUCUGUUCUGAGCAGUGCGGAAGAGACAGCUCGGUUCUCCACCAUUCCUGACAGUCUGAUAUCUCUUGCCACACUACAAUACCUCGGCUACGAUGAAGACACGGCGAAGAGGAUUUGGCAGAAAUGGAUCAACUGGUCUCCCGGCCCUGUUGUACGAGAGAUAGACGACGACUUGCCUGGCACAAUGUCCAUCUCCUUCAUUGAUUACGCGAAAGGCUACGUGGGAGGCGAUACCGACACAUAUGACGAAGAAGACCAACCUUGGUUCGAAUGUAUGACCAGCUGGGGCAUUCUUCCGAGUCUCCAAGAAGAGAUUAUGGACCCUGUUUUCAAGGACAUUCGCUUGUCAGAAACAUGUCGCUUCUGGGUUCGAGACACUAUGGAACUGCGGUAUCAAGGACUUGAAGAAAUCCAAAAGGCCUCUCGAGAGAGAGCCAUAGAGAUUCAACGGGCAUCUUCACGGCCUGGAAAUCCAUCACAGAUUGUUGCCGGCGCUUCACAGGGUGCCAUUGGGUCCGCAUAG
This is a messenger RNA of Exophiala dermatitidis NIH/UT8656, 693 nucleotides long. RefSeq lists its product as uncharacterized. The coding region runs from base 1 to 693 and encodes 230 amino acids. Lineage: Eukaryota; Fungi; Ascomycota; Eurotiomycetes; Chaetothyriales; Herpotrichiellaceae. The record is from RefSeq and is a predicted model, not a curated record. The transcript has a single exon.